AUGCAACAAGAGAAGAGCAAAGAAGAUCACAGCCGCCUGAUCAAUGUCACGGCCAAAGAUCUAACGGCCAGAAACCGACGGCUAGUGGAGGUCCCCUACACGGCAACACUCUCACACGCAAUGAACACAUUGGUGGCUAACUCCAUCUCCGCCCUCCCAGUGGCUGCACCUCCUGGACACUGGAUCGGCGCCGGAGGUUCCAUGAUCAUGGAGUCUGACAAACAUACCGGAGCUGUACGUAAACACUACAUCGGGAUUCUCACCAUGCUCGACAUACUCGCUCAUAUCGCCGGCGGCGGUGAAAACCCCUCCGACCACUCCGAUUUGGACCGCAAGAUGAGCUCUCAGGUGUCUUCCAUAAUCGGCCAUUGCAUCGAGGGACUUAGCCUCUGGACACUGAAUCCUAACACCAGCUUCGUGGAGUGUAUGGAAGUGUUUAGCAAAGGGAUCCACCGAGCUCUGGUGCCGUUGGAGAGCAGCGUAGAGAGCAAUCACACCAUUUCAGGAGUUGAGCUGGUUGAGUCGGCCUCUUCUUACAAGAUGUUGACUCAGAUGGAUCUCUUGAGGUUCCUUAGAGACCAUCACUUUGAUGACCUCAAGAGUGUUCUCUCACGCUCCAUCUCCCAACUCCGAGCUGUUAACGAUUCCGUUUACGCCAUCACUGAGAGAACAACUGUUUCUAAUGCUAUCAAUUCUAUGAAGGCUGCUCUGCUCAACGCCGUCCCCAUCGUUCACGCCCCUGACGUAGCGGAAGAGGAUCAUGUUCAGCUCGUCAAUGGGAGGCAUAGGAAAGUGAUUGGUACGUUCUCCGCAACGGAUAUAAAAGGAUGUCGUCUGCCGGAGCUGCAGACGUGGCUGCCACUCACAGCUCUGGAGUUCACUGAGAAAGCUUCAGGGAAAGGGAGGGAGAUGGUGAGUUGCACUGAGGAAGCGACGAUGGAGGAAGCUAUAGAGAAAGUGGUGACGAGAGGAGUGCACAGAUUGUGGGUGGUGGACCAACAGGGUUUGCUUAUAGGAGUUGUGUCUCUCACUGAUAUCAUACGCUCCAUAAGAGCUGCUCUUAUGUAA
This is a messenger RNA of Microthlaspi erraticum, 1068 nucleotides long. The record is from the annotation of a GenBank genome assembly. NCBI's taxonomy places the organism in Eukaryota, Viridiplantae, Streptophyta, Magnoliopsida, Brassicales, Brassicaceae.